Molecule: messenger RNA, 804 nt
Organism: Anthostomella pinea
Lineage: Eukaryota; Fungi; Ascomycota; Sordariomycetes; Xylariales; Xylariaceae
Source: the annotation of a GenBank genome assembly
AUGGCGGACCCCUCCUCGUCGCUUCUAUGGACAGUGAUCCUGCUCGUCACCGCUCUUCUGCUCGCGCUCAUCGUCACCACCCACAUCCUGUCCUCUUACACGAUAGCCUACCUGGCCGCGCCGCGUGAGAUCAACACCUUCAUCGACGCCGUCGACUUUUCGAUACAAGAAAACGAGAGUUACGAUUGCGACGUGGCGAGAGUGCCGAGACUAGAGGACAAGGUGCGGCUCGGACGGCUCCUCCGCGAGAUUCAAAAAGGGGGCGAUGACCUGCGCGAGGAUUUGAAUCAGCUCGUAGUCGCAGAGGGCGGUACUACAUUGCACACCAGCGCUCGAAUACUAUGGGCGAGCCAUAGGAGACAGUUGGAGGACAGGGUGCGGAGGCUGGACAUCUUGCGCAUGCGAUUCUUGGUGGUGUAUAUGGGCAUCGUCGCAACGUCGGCAGGGGAGCGAGGGAGGCAUGCCGAGAGGACGACACCGAAAGACAUCGAGAAAACACCCAUACACACCCCUCGUGCGUCUCGGCCGGGCAUACACAAGUCCUUGACGGACAGUAUCAAGCAGCGGCCGCCGUUGAGGCGGCUGGCUACCCAGGCAAUGGGGCAUAACGAGAAGACCGAACAGCCACAUCGAACUGGAUGGAUGGGCGUGGUACAAGAGCUACAACGCUCACCACUUAUGCAGAAGCGACAUGCCUCUAUUGAGGAAGCUAUGCGAUCGCCGCCGGUUAUGACGCCGUUGGGUAGCCCGCUGGCUCUGAGCCCAAUCGCCAGGACACCUUCACCAAUGACCAUCGACUCCUAA